Fusarium redolens is the source of this 1122-nucleotide messenger RNA. RefSeq lists its product as uncharacterized. Gene Ontology annotation, biological process: peptidyl-lysine monomethylation. The coding region runs from base 1 to 1122 and encodes 373 amino acids. The transcript has 2 exons. Lineage: Eukaryota; Fungi; Ascomycota; Sordariomycetes; Hypocreales; Nectriaceae. Gene Ontology annotation, molecular function: protein-lysine N-methyltransferase activity; protein binding. The record is from RefSeq and is a predicted model, not a curated record.
AUGAAAACCCUUCAAGAUCUUGUUAAUUGGGCAAUGGCAGAAGGCUUUAUCUUAACAAAGGUUAAACCUUAUAUGACUAACAAUAACAAGACAGGCUUUGUUGCAACAGGGAAUAUUAAGAAAGGUGAUGUAGUUCUUAAAGUUCCUUGUAAAUCAGCAUAUACAAGUAGCGAUAUAUCAGCAGAAAUUAAAGAUGAAUAUCCGGGCUGCGAAGCUCAAUCUUACUACGCUUUAGAGAUCGCCAAGAGUAUUCGAAAGAAGGAGAAGAACGCGUGGUGCUUCCUUGAUCAAGUCCCUGAUGAGCUUCUAAGAGAUAGUGUUUUGACAUGGCCAGAUAAUGUUAUCAAAGCUUUGCCCCGCCAAACCAACGACUUGGCGGCCGAUGUUAAAGCCAUGUAUACUGGCGACUGGACGAAGACCAAAUUGAGUCAGAAGAAAAAGAAUAUUGACAUCAAGGAAGAGGAGUUCAAGAAGGCAUGGAUAGUUGCUCAGACUAGAAUGCUUAUGUGCAGAGGCAUUAACGAGGAAGUAAUCCAGGUCAUGCUGCCAUUGGCAGAAAUGUUCAAUCAUGCAUCCGACGGUUGCCAUAUGGAGCUUUCUGAAGACUACUAUGAGUUCAGAGCAACCCGAAAUUAUAACACUGGGGACGAGGUCUGUUGGAAUUAUAACGAGCAAUAUACUAAUGACGAUUUGCUGUCAUGCUAUGGCUUUAUUGAGAAGAAUAAUAAGAAGAACUAUUUUGUCUUAGAUGAUUUUAUUCUCCCGAAACUAAAGAAGCUAUCUGGGGCGCCUAAGAAUGAGAAGGAAAGGAACCUUAUAACGCACAGGGAAUCUGGACUAUCAGGCGGAAUUACUGUGGAAUUAAAUGAUACUGCAGAGAACAGUCUCCGUUUCCUUAGGAAGCAGGAUAAGUCUCUGCCGGGCAACAGGCAAUUUGAGGACCAUCCUCUGGAGUUUGAUCACAUUGCAAAAGAGUUUCUUGGGGAGUUAGAAAUGAAAACUCUCGAAGAGUAUAGUAAGAUUGAGAAAGAUAUUAAAGAGUAUCCUAUUAUUAAGAAAAGAUGGGAAGAGCAUUUAAUGCUUAUAAAAAACGCUCUUAAGACUUAUAGCUACGAUGAAUAG